GUCGGCGGGGGCGGAGCCGAGCGGGCGGGGAGGGUGCUGGGUCGCGCCGGGCCUGGGGCCGAGGCGGCGCGCGGCGCUGACAGCUGAGUCGGCUCGCGGCCUCCCGGCCCCCUCGGCGCCCGGCCCGACCCUGGCCUGGCCUGCCCCGGAGCCAUGAGCCCCGGGCUGCUGCUGCUCGGCAGCGCCGUCCUGCUCGCCUUCGGCCUCUGCUGCACCUUCGUGCACCGCGCUCGCAGCCGCUACGAGCACAUCCCCGGGCCGCCGCGGCCCAGUUUCCUUCUAGGACACCUCCCCUGCUUUUGGAAAAAGGAUGAGGUUGGUGGCCGUGUGCUCCAAGAUGUGUUUUUGGAUUGGGCUAAGAAGUAUGGACCUGUUGUGCGGGUCAACGUCUUCCACAAAACCUCAGUCAUCGUCACGAGUCCCGAGUCGGUUAAGAAGUUCCUGAUGUCAACCAAGUACAACAAGGACUCCAAGAUGUACCGUGCGCUCCAGACUGUGUUUGGUGAGAGACUCUUCGGCCAAGGCUUGGUGUCCGAAUGCAACUAUGAGCGUUGGCACAAGCAGCGGAGAGUCAUAGACCUGGCCUUCAGCCGGAGCUCCUUGGUUAGCUUAAUGGAAACAUUCAACGAGAAGGCUGAGCAGCUGGUGGAGAUUCUAGAAGCCAAGGCAGAUGGGCAGACCCCAGUGUCCAUGCAGGACAUGCUGACCUACACCGCCAUGGACAUCCUGGCCAAGGCAGCUUUUGGGAUGGAGACCAGUAUGCUGCUGGGUGCCCAGAAGCCUCUGUCCCAGGCAGUGAAACUUAUGUUGGAGGGAAUCACUGCGUCCCGCAACACUCUGGCAAAGUUCCUGCCAGGGAAGAGGAAGCAGCUCCGGGAGGUCCGGGAGAGCAUUCGCUUCCUGCGCCAGGUGGGCAGGGACUGGGUCCAGCGCCGCCGGGAGGCCCUGAAGAGGGGCGAGGAGGUUCCUGCCGACAUCCUCACACAGAUUCUCAAAGCUGAAGAGGGAGCCCAGGACGAUGAGGGUCUGCUGGACAACUUCGUCACCUUCUUCAUUGCUGGUCACGAGACCUCUGCCAACCACUUGGCAUUCACAGUGAUGGAGCUGUCUCGCCAGCCGGAGAUCGUGGCAAGGCUGCAGGCCGAGGUGGAUGAGGUCAUUGGUUCUAAGAGGUACCUGGAUUUCGAGGAUCUGGGGAGACUGCAAUACCUGUCCCAGGUCCUCAAAGAGUCGCUGAGGCUGUACCCACCAGCAUGGGGCACCUUUCGCCUGCUGGAAGAGGAGACCUUGAUUGAUGGGAGUCUCACCGUAGCCCUGUGAGGGCUUUUUCCCCUCCUCACACUGUCCAGCAGAAGAUUACAGCAGGUCAUUCUGGAAGGGAGGUGCCCCAUUUACAGCUGAGGACACUGAGGUUCAGAGAGGUUAGGUCACUUUCCUGGGGUCACACAGCUGGGGAACAGCAGAUCUGGAAAGUGCCCAGUUUCACAGUUGACCCAAACUUGUCCUGGUUCCUUCUUUCCUCACAUUUUAUAGCCCUUUCUCUCUCAGCUUUCUCCCCAGACCUCCUUUACCUUGUGUCUCUUUGUUUGCUUACUUGUUCAUUUAUCCAUUCAUCUAGGCAUUUAUUCAUGUAUGAUAGCCCCUAAACCCACCCCCAAACCAGGAAACUAGGAUGUAGUCACUCCCUGCUCCCCUGACAAGAAAUCACUAAUCUGAAUUGUGUGUUUCCCGUUCCCGUGUGUGUGUGUGUGUGUGUGUGUGUGUGUGUGUGCCUGUGUGCACUCACGCAGGAAUAUAUUGUAGGACUUGCUUUUUGACUCAGUAUAAAGUUGGUAAGAUUUGUGUAGGUUUCUCCAUGAGGCCAUAGCACAACCACCAUUGCUGAUCAAUUCUCAGGUGACAGGCAUUUGAGAGGUGUCCAGUUUGUCCCUAUCUUGAGCACCACAGCAACGAUGCCAUUUCUGUCCGCAUGUCCAGGAACAGUGUGCAAGCAAGCUCCUUGGGCAUUUACCCAGAAGUGAGAGGGCUGGGUUGUAGGACCUGUGACUGUUCAGCUUUACAAACUAAUGCCACAUUGUUUUCCAAAGUGGCUGCACCAACUUGGACGCCCAGUAGUGGUGAGGGAGAGCACCUGCUGUUCUUCAUUGUCUCCAACACUUAGCAUGGUCCAAUUUUGUAUCUGCUGCCAUCCAAAUAUGUGUUUUUAAAAAAGUAUUUCACCAUG
Molecule: messenger RNA, 2224 nt
Organism: Pongo pygmaeus (Bornean orangutan)
Lineage: Eukaryota; Metazoa; Chordata; Mammalia; Primates; Hominidae
Gene: CYP46A1
Product: cytochrome P450 family 46 subfamily A member 1
Exons: 13
Coding region: 154-1320 (388 amino acids)
Biological process (GO): cholesterol catabolic process
Molecular function (GO): cholesterol 24-hydroxylase activity; heme binding; iron ion binding
Source: RefSeq, a predicted model, not a curated record